GUGUUGUCUGCUGUCAUUGAAAGCAGACGGAAUUUGGGGUGCUUUGUUUAUAUUUUGGUGUCCUCGGGGGAUUUAAGUUUACUCGCAGCCGUUGACCUAAUAGAGUAUUUGUAUUCUGUAAUUCUUCGAUAUCCUCUGAGACGAUAAUGUCUUCUCACAAUAUUUCUGAUCCUGAAUUGGAUAUUAAAGUGAAAAAAGCAACGGAGAGAAUAUCAGAAAAUAUGCACAUUGUUGCCAAUGAGCCUUCCUUGGCGUUUUAUCGCCUCCAAGAACAUGUUAGGAAAGCAUUACCACCAAUGGUCGAAAAACGAGUGGAAGUUACAAAGCUUCAUCAUGAACUGCAAGGCCGAUGCUACGAUGUCGAAUAUGGCGUUGGGGCUAUAAAAUCUAUGGAAGGUGCUGAGGAAAGUUUUGACAACAUACAGGAAUUGUUAAAAAAUGCAGUUUUCCUCAAGCAGCAAAUAAAAUAUGAAGAAGCCAGAAGAAACAAAAAAGAGCCCUCAUCUGUAUACAAACGCUUAUCGGCACACAUUACUCUUGACCUGCCUGAUCUGCCAGAAAUUUCUGAUGCUUUGCGUGAAACAGCCAACCGUGUGGAAUCCAUGAUGGCUCAUGCCAGGCAUUCAGCUGGUGCAGAGCUGCAGAGGUCUCACACGGUUCACCACUGAUGACAAACACACACAGUGUGAGCUGACUGUUUGUUCUGAAGUAUCAUCUUCUUUAUUGGAAGUCAGACUGUCAAAACACCCAGAUGAAAAUCAUGUGAGGAGCCUUGCUUAUCAGUAACACCUCAACAUUGCUCAUUGGUUUGACAGUACGACACAAUAUUUUUCAAAUUUAUUUUGCUGGUGAAAAAGAAGAAAACCGUCUCGCAGAAGAAAUGUAAUACAUGUUACUGUUAAAACAGUGUAAAGAUGAUUUCUAAUUGUGAUUCAAGUAUUUAUUAUGGUCAAUAACAAUAAACCUGUUGUAUAUCA
Messenger RNA from Schistocerca gregaria, 977 nucleotides. RefSeq names its product BLOC-1-related complex subunit 8 homolog. The transcript is spliced from 5 exons. Lineage: Eukaryota; Metazoa; Arthropoda; Insecta; Orthoptera; Acrididae. The coding region runs from base 147 to 668 and encodes 173 amino acids. Gene Ontology annotation, cellular component: BORC complex. The record is from RefSeq and is a predicted model, not a curated record.